Messenger RNA from Prorocentrum cordatum, 2517 nucleotides. NCBI's taxonomy places the organism in Eukaryota, Dinophyceae, Prorocentrales, Prorocentraceae. The record is from the annotation of a GenBank genome assembly.
CCCCGCUCCUCUGCCCGACGCUCGCAGACGGCACGAAAGGCGCCCAAGAGAGCCCCAAGACAUCUCAAGGGGGCGCCAAGACAGAACCCAUAGCCGUUUUGGCUCGAGAAGAUAUUUUGUUGGAGGUGCCGCUUCAACCAGUGUCUUGAUUGCCAGUCGCAUAGCUUAUACAUCAUGGCAACACUCAGUGCGACCCAGAGGGUUGUGGAGGCAUAUCUCAUCAGUGUCGCACCAAGCACGCCGGCAUUUGGCUUCUGGACCCUGGUGCCGUGGAGCUCGCAGGAGAAGCCAGUCAACGUGUUCGCAUCUCCCAUCGCAAGAUGGAGAGUCGGAGUUGGAGAGUCGGAGUCGGAACGCAUCGCCCAGAUAGUGGAGCAGCACGAGGUCAUGUUGAUCGUAUCCGUAUACAGGACGAGGAAAGAGAAGAGGAACGUGACAGGCCUUCUGAACUAUCUCAGGGCGGCGCAUCCCGACGCGGUCGUCUUCCUGGUGCAGCUUCCAGAUCGGUUGGAUCCCGAGCUGACCAAGGCCGACCUUAGUAACUUGAUGAUGCGGCAUGACAGGCUCUACAGCUUUGGGGCGGAUGGUGUGCUGAUGGAGCUGGCAGGUGACCCGGGGGGGCUGCAACAUAGGAUAAGUUUGGAGCUCCAAGAGAACGCCGUUAUCCAGCUGCGCGUGCGGGAACAUAUCAGCACUUUGACCCAGGGAGUGCCCUCUGCCAUGCGGCUCAACGACAUGGAGGACGAGUUCUGCAAUUUGCUUUGGAAUGACAUCCCAGAUCUGCUGAUGCCCGAUUUCGCGCCUCUGGACGAGCGUCUUCUGGAAUGUGGGAGUCGGGUUGGGGAUUUCCAGCUCGUCCGCCCGUAUUCGGAUCACCAGCACGUAUCGUUGGCAGUGAACGGGCAGCAUGAAAACGUAGUGAUCAAAGUGUACGACAAGCGCAGCGUCACCGAUGCCAAGCAGGUGGAGAGCAUAUACCAGGAAUUCUGUUUAUUGAUGCACACGCUCGACCACCCACACGUCAUCCGUUGCGUAGGCAUGUUGCACAGCCAGCGUCGUGUGCAUUUGGUUCUCCAGUAUGGUGGAGACGUGUGCAUGGAGCAGGUGUUGUCGACCCAACCUGGGUACCGUUUGUCCAGGGACGACGCCUUGGAUUGCAGUACCCAGAUCGCCAGUGCUCUGUCCUACUGCCACGCCCAGGACGUCGUCCAUGGGCAAGUGUCUUUGAGCCACGUGGCUGUAGAGACAGCAUGGAAUGGGCACAUCUGCCGCCUUGUUGAUUUCAGCAUGGCAGCCCACGUUCCAAACUCCAGCGCAAGGGAGACCCUGUGCGGAUCUCUGCCGUGCGUGGCUCCAGAGGUGGCGCUGAACGAGCUGUACUUGCCUAAGCCAGCUGAUUGUUGGAGUCUUGGAGUGCUUCUCCUGGAGACCGCUUGCGGGCAGGGUUCCCUCAAGUUGUCAGUCCAGUGGCGCAGUGGCGAGUCCCUCGCAUACUCCGCGCGGCAAGUACUCCAGUUUUUCUCCCAUGCUGGUUGCCACACCGAGGCGAUGACGAAGAUGGGUAAUAGCUCACUCGACGGCAUAACACUGGCGUGCUUGGAGACCGGUUUUGAUUAAUUCGUUGUUGUUUACCUUUGCACUUUGGGUGCGCGUGCAGGAGUGCAUGUAGCUCACAGUUUGUGGGCAGGCUUCCUGCGUCAAGCUUUCAACCUCAGACGCCGCUGUCGGUCCAGCGGCUCAGUGGCGAGUCCCUCGCACACUCCGCGUGGCAAGUACUCCAGCUUUUCUUCCGUACUGGUUGCCACAUCGAGUCAAUGACGAAGAUGGGUAAUAUCUCACACGUCGGCGUAACACUGGCGUGCUUAUAGUGUUGAUUGAUUCGUUGUUGUUUACCUUUGCACUUUGGGCGCGCGUGCAGGAGUGCAUGUAGCUCACAUUAUGUGCGUAGGCUUUCUGCGUCAAGUUUUCAACCUCAGACGCCGCUGUCGGUCCAGCGGCUCAGUGGCGAGUCCCUGGCAUACUCCGCGCGGCGAUGAUGAUGACGCGCAAUAACUCUCUCGACGGCGUAACACUGGCGUGCUUGGAGGCGUUGUUGAAGCCAGAGCCGGCCCGCAGAGCAAUUACCUCCGACAUGAUAGGGAUGUGAUCUACUGGGCGCAGCGAGCAGGCCAGUGUUGAUUGGAUCGUUGUUGUUUACCUUUGCACUUUGGGCGCGCGUGCAGGAGUGCAUGUAGCUCACAUUUUGUGCGCAGGCCUUCUGCGUCAAGCUUCUACCUCAGACGCCGCUGUCGUUCCAGCGGCGCCGUGGCGAGUCCCUCGCGGAGAUGGGUAAUAACUCACUCGACGGCAUAGCACUGGCGUGCUUGGAGGCGUUUUUACCUAACAGCGAAGACUGAUAGGUUUCUAAUGGGCUAAAAAGAGAGCAGCAGAUGACUCCACAGGGGGGUCUGGGCGGGUGCCGGACAGGGUGCCGCAGAAGUCGUUUUAAGCCAACAGUCACACACUUCGUGCUCUUCG